This is a messenger RNA of Engraulis encrasicolus (European anchovy), 2369 nucleotides long. It is a transcript of the gene pax9, whose product is annotated as paired box 9. Gene Ontology annotation, molecular function: RNA polymerase II cis-regulatory region sequence-specific DNA binding; DNA-binding transcription factor activity, RNA polymerase II-specific. Lineage: Eukaryota; Metazoa; Chordata; Actinopteri; Clupeiformes; Engraulidae. The transcript has 4 exons. The record is from RefSeq and is a predicted model, not a curated record. Gene Ontology annotation, biological process: regulation of transcription by RNA polymerase II; anatomical structure development. Bases 159 to 1301 code for a protein of 380 amino acids.
CAGGAAACAGAAGCAGAAUUUCCCCCUAUCGUAACUAUUGCUUUCGCACGAAGCAAAUCUUUCACUCGAUUGGACAUCAGAGACUGGCAAAACUGGACUCGGCCUUGGUCAGGGGUCCUAAUUCCGACAUUUGUCUAAUUGCGGGAGGACUCAACGCAAUGGAGCCAGCCUUCGGGGAGGUGAACCAGCUAGGCGGCGUUUUUGUCAACGGAAGACCGCUACCUAACGCUAUACGGCUGCGGAUCGUGGAGCUUGCCCAGUUGGGUAUCAGGCCUUGUGAUAUCAGCAGACAACUCCGGGUAUCCCAUGGCUGCGUUAGCAAGAUCCUGGCCCGGUACAACGAGACUGGCUCCAUCCUUCCCGGAGCAAUCGGAGGCAGCAAGCCGAGGGUCACCACACCAACUGUCGUUAAACACAUUCGGACUUACAAGCAAAGAGACCCGGGUAUUUUCGCCUGGGAGAUCCGGGACAGACUCUUGGCUGAUGGGGUGUGCGAUAAAUUCAACCUUCCUUCGGUGAGCUCCAUCAGUCGGAUUCUCCGCAACAAAAUAGGGAACCUAUCUCAACAAAGCCAGUAUGAGUCGAGUAAACAAACGCCUCAUCCCCAAACACAACCGACAUUAUCAUACAACCAUAUCUACUCAUAUCCAACCCCCAUCGCAGCCACGGGGACCAAAGUACCAACACCCCCAGGAAUGCCAACUCUGCCCGGACACAUGGCAAUGCACAGGAUAUGGCCGUCAUCUCAUUCUGUCACAGACAUACUUGGCAUUCGGUCCAUAACGGAACAACAGAUAAGUGACAGUCCUUCGUUUCCCAGCGCCAAACUAGAGGAAUGGAACACUAUAAACAGGAGUAAUUUUCCGCCAAGCAACGCUCUACUAGUCAAUGGAGUGGAUAAGGCCCACUUAGACUCCGAAUUCACACAGACGCCGAGUGGCUUGCCCACAGCGAGCAGCUAUGUCACAGUGCCCAGCACCCCUCGCUGCCACCCAACCACCCCAGCGUCACCCUACACGGCGUGCAGCGCCACCACGUCGGCCUAUGCGACCGGCCCCACAUGGCCGCCGCCCAAUGGCAGUGCUCCCUGUCCCCGCAGCUGUGACGCCAGCCUGGUGGCCGUCCCCCUGGCCCUCAAGACCUUCAACACCACCACCAGCAGCAGCACCAUGGCAAUGAUGGCGGCCGGUCGAGACCACUACCACCACGACCACUACCACGCCACGCAGCAGCACCUCAACCACCCCCAUCACCACUCACACCACCUCCACCAUCCGCUCACCACCGCUCUCGCGCGCUGACAACGGAGGAAGCUAGGAGGGGGCAUCAGAGGAGAGCAGAAGAGGAGGAGGAAGAGGGGGAGGAGGAGGAGGAGGAAGAGCAGCGAGAGAGAGAUGGAGCGGGAAGGGGUUAAGGACAUGGUGCCGAUCACAUCGAAAAAGCUGCAGUGUCCUCCUCCUCACGUCACAGACGGCAGACAGAAUGGCAACCGCCUAGACUGUGGAGCACGUUGCUGGUCGGUCAGUGGGUUUAUUUAUAAGAUAUUUGGGGGGUGGGGAGGUGAGAUAAGAGCGGCACACCACUGGUUUGGCGGCUAGUGUGCUGGGUCAGUAACGCGGAAGGAGUCGGACCGUUGUCGCCCCUGCAGCUAAAAAGGCGACAGGACCACGGGUCCUUCUUGUUUCGUAAAGGCGCAGACAGGCUGUGCUUUCUGACACUUACGAGGGACAAUGGACAGCCUCAUGAAAUGGUCUGCCAUUUCUUUUUUUUUAAUUAUGCCAGUCUUGUUUUUGUUGUUGUAAACUUUGUUUGUUGUCCUCUUGUCUCUGCAAAUGGUUUUAUCUGGAAAUUAGUGGAAGUUUUGAGUACUUACAUUUUUACAGGUAGUAUAUAUCGACAACAAUGGUCAUGUUUGCAUUUUUUUUCACACGUUUUCAGGGUUGUGUUGAACAGUUUGCUUGUGUUUUCAGUCAUUUUUUUUGGCUUUUGUUUGUUACUUUUUGUUAGAGAAAAAGGCAAGCGAAAACAGCCAAUUUACUCUACACCUUUAAAAUGAAGAGUUCGAAUGGAGAGUGCCUCUGUCAGAAGUUUUAUGCUCCUUAUUUAUUAUUAGACUGUAUGGUACGUCGAACACAGUGCAAUGACCACCAUCGAGAGACGCUGCCUCAGAUGCAUGCUGGGAAUUAUUUGUUUAAAAAAAAAAACGCGUGACCAGGUUUUUUUUUUUUUUUGUUCUUGUUCAACCCUUUGUGUGUCAAGCUACAGCGCGGGCAGUAAAAAAAAGAAAGAAUCUGCACAGUUCGGAUGUUGCACAGUUAAAACUGAAUGUAUCUGAUUAAAAGGAUGUGUGACAGAAAAGAAAUGUACAA